Drosophila subpulchrella is the source of this 3463-nucleotide messenger RNA. It is a transcript of the gene nvy, whose product is annotated as protein CBFA2T3. Gene Ontology annotation, cellular component: nucleus. The transcript has 6 exons. Bases 404 to 2635 code for a protein of 743 amino acids. Gene Ontology annotation, biological process: negative regulation of DNA-templated transcription; DNA-templated transcription. The record is from RefSeq and is a predicted model, not a curated record. Gene Ontology annotation, molecular function: transcription corepressor activity. NCBI's taxonomy places the organism in Eukaryota, Metazoa, Arthropoda, Insecta, Diptera, Drosophilidae.
UCGACUGGUCGGACGUCCUCAGCUCCGCAGUUCCUGAGUUCCUCAGUUCCAAUCGCAUUCGCAGUCCGACUUCCGCGUGUUUUCCUCUUCGCGUGCAUCCAGCGCGCCAUUCAAGAUACCCGAUCCAAAGAUACUUUCGCAUCCAUUCAGUUUUGGAUGCCGACUCACACACUCAGUCGUUUGCCGUUCCUCCGCGAUGCCGGUUCGCGUUUCGCGUUGCCGCCUCCGUUACUACAAUGAUUCGAUGGUAAAUAGGAAUGCCCACAAACAAGCGGUCGCGAAGUGCUAAAUAACCAAAAUAACCAGGAAAAGUAUCUCAAAGAUAGAAUAUUGAAUUGAUUCGGAAGUCCAGAAAGUCUCCAUCAUCCCGAGAGCCCCAUUGGGACAACAGAGAUCUGCCAAAAUGAUGGCGCUCGACGGCAAGGCGAUAAUUAAGGAGGAGAUUACCGACAAGGACGCUUACGACGCAGCAGCGGCGGCGGCGGUGGCAGCGGGAGCCGCUCUGGCGGUGGCCACCGCAGCAGCUGUCCAGGUGCCGCCCACGUCAUCGUCCGCGGCGGGAUCAGCGUCAGCGGCAGCUGCCGCGGCCACCAACAACAACACAAAUACAACAUCGGCGGCAGCCACAGCGGCAGCAAUUAGUCGACGGCUUAAAGCCAGCAGCAGCAGCAAUGGCGGGGACAAGAGCUCCUCCUCCUCGUCCAGCAGCAAGGACAGCAGUCACACAUCCAGCAGCAGGAGCGACAGGGACAGGGAGCGGGAGCGGGAGCGGGACCGCCUGUGCCGCUCUCCGCCGGACUCUCCGCCGGACAGCUCCCGCAGCCUGGCCCCCCGCUCGCCCCACUCCCCCCUGCAGUUGCACCAGCGGCCGCAGCGCAAUGCCAGCGUUUCUCCAGUGGUCAACGGAUCCUCCGGCGGGCUGGGAUCCUCUGGCACUUCGCCCACGCCCACUCCAGGGAGUCAACAUGCCGCCUCCUUGGCCGCAGCCGCUGCCGCCGCUGCAGCCGCCCAUGUGGAGCAGGCGCGAUUGGUGUCCAAGAUGAGGAAGUUCCUGGGCGCCCUAGUGCAGUUCUCCCAGGAACUGGGACAACCGGAAGUGAGCGAGAGGGUGCGUGCUCUGGUGCUCUCGCUCUGUUGCGGCAGCAUUUCCGUGGAGGAGUUCCGGCUGGCCCUGCAGGAGGCCAUCAAUCUGCCCCUGCGGCCCUAUGUGGUUCCGCUGCUGAAGAACAGCAUUGCUCUGGUGCAGCGGGAGGUUUUGGCCCUGGCCAGGGCCACCAAUCAGUCCGCCCUGCAGUAUGUGACCAACAACGAGCAGGCGGUGAUGGAGUUCGCACCCCACGGAGUGGCCAGCUCCGAGUUCGGCGACAUCUUCAUCCAGCUGGAGGCGCCCACAUCGAACGGCAGCAGUGCGGUCUUCAAGCGCCGCUCCUCGGACUCCAUGAUGGAGCACGGUGGCCACAAUGGCCUGCAGGAGUGGAGCGAGUACAUGGCCAGCGGUGGAGCGGGUUAUCCGCCACCGCCCAGCAAGCGCCUGACCCUGCAUCCCGCCCACUCAGUGGUGGCCUACGGGGAUUAUGGGGUCUCGUCGGCGGAGGGUCUGCCCUCGGCGGCGGCCUUUAUGCAGCGCGACGAGCGGGAUCUGCGGAUGAGCGAGGCGCAGGCCAGGCAUGCGGUUCCGCCGCAAAGAGCCAGCAAUCCCCAACCGAAUCCCAACCCAAAUCCCAAUGCUGCCGGAGCUCCAGGGGCUCCGGGCGGAGCGGGUGGCGAGGAGGAGUGGAAGAACAUCCACACCAUGCUCAACUGCAUCUCCGCGAUGGUGGACAAGACGAAGCGGGCCAUCACGAUCCUCCAGCAGCGGGGCAUCGAGCCACAGCUCCCCAACAGCGGUCAGGAGGUCACGCCGGCGGCCAUGGCGGAACUGCGACGGCAGACGGAGGAGAAGGUCGCCGAGUUCAAGCGGAAUGCCGAGGAUGCCGUCACACAGGUAAAACGCCAAGCUGUCAUCGAAAUCCAAAGAGCAGUGGUGGCUGCCGAAACCCGAGCGGCGGAGAUCAUGACCCAGGAACGCCUGCGCAUGGAGAAGUUCUUUAUGGAGAUGAGUCGCCAUUCCAGUGGAGAAAGGGAUCUGGACAACAAGUCGCCGUCAAUAGCCACUACUCAGAAUGGCAGCAAUCUACAGCAGCAGUGCUGGAACUGCGGUCGCAAGGCCACGGAAACCUGCUCCGGUUGCAACAUGGCACGCUAUUGCAGCGCCUCGUGUCAAUACAGGGAUUGGGACAGCCACCAUCAGGUGUGUGGCAAUUCGCGAGCCAGCGAGCUGAGCGCCAAGCACCUGCAUUCGGCCAGCAGUCUGCGCAGUGCGAUGGCCACCAGGUCGCCGCCCACGCCCAAUUCAGCGGCCCAUCUGCAGGCGGCGGCAGUUGCCGCAGCAGCUGCAGCGGGAGCCCGUGAGGUGGUCAGCGCUCCUGUGGGAGGACCUGGGGCAGGAGUGACUGGCGGUGGCAGCAGUGUUCCCUCCGUUGGAGGAGGAGGAGGGGGAGGCGGCGGAGGAGGAGGUGGUGGAGGCGCCUCGGCUGCCGCUGUGGCCGCUGCCACUCCGGGUGCUUUGGUGGCCAACGGGUUGGGCUCCAAAUGACGCAUUCGCAUGAUGAAACCCAAGAAGAAGUACUUGUGCUAGUCAAAUUAAAAAGGGGGUGAACCACAAAAACCAUAUACACACUUAAAUUAUGCAGCUAAUAUAGAGUUAUCCAAAAACCAAAAAAGAGGAGAGAUGUAAUUGUCAGCAUCGUCACUUAAAGACAAAAAAGAAAAACUAGAUGAUGCUUAACAUCAGAAAACGCAUAAAUAGAUACAGAUUGAUGUGCAUUUCCACUAGAGUUUAUACAUUUCGAUGUUUCAAGCAGAGAACGGGUUGAAGGGUAUUAUUGAAAGGGCUAAAAUUCCUUAGAAGAAUAGCAUAAAUGCGAGGUUAUGCAACUUAAAUUACUCAUAAAAUACAUUUUAGGGAAUUUAUCCUGCAAUUCUCAACCUGUGACUUAAUAAAUGUACGGAAAUUCCAUUUUACCAUCAGCACCUUCAUAAGCAAAAAAAAGAAGAAUACAUUAUUAUUAUUAACAAUAUGUGCACACUAAUAAAGAUUACACAAGCAAGUAAAAUCAUUGAAAGCAAAACUUGAGAAACAGUGAAACUCUGUAAGUAAGCAGCCCAAAGCGAGUAAAAACAAAAAACUGAACAUAGUAGAUUUUAUUAAUACAAUACAGUAUAUUACUACGGAUAUGAUUAUGAGUAUGGCUAAUUUAUUGAACGAGUUUAAUUUAUUGAUUAGUAUUUAUUGUAUUCCCUAAACUAAAACGUAAAUGUACUUUUAUCAUAAACAAAUACCAAGUAAAUGUUAAACCUACAAAGAAAAACCAAGGCUCCAAGGCUACGACAAAGAAAAACCCAAGAAAUAAAGUGUUUUAAA